AUGCCAGAAAUCACCACUCCGUCAAGGAAGAUCCUCCUGGUGGUUACGGGGGGAGGGUAUACUCAUGCGGCACCCGUCCUAGAACUCGGGAAGAUCCUCGCCCACCGAGGCCAUGUAGUCGACUUUGCCACGCUCGAUGGACAAGAGAAAUGGGCAGACGGGUUCCCAGUCUCCCGCACGCAUCUCAUGGGCCCCGGACCGACAGAUGAACAGCUCGACGCUCACUACAAGCGAAGUCGACUCUGGGACCCAGCCAAGGGACUGGGCGAUGUCAUGGACUCCAAAUACCUCUUCGAUUCCCUGUGGACGCAGACCUACCAUCGACUGAAGGAGAUCAUGGCCGAUCCCGCCACACGCCCGGAUAUGAUGGUGGCAGAUUUCUUCGUCGACGCGGUCAAGGAUAUCCAUUUCGAGUAUAAGCUGCCCAUCGCUAUCGUGUGGCCGCAGAUGCCGUAUAUGAUGGUUCCCUGCUCGUACAUCCCCGGCCAGCCGGGCUUCCAGCUGGACAUGACCCUGACGUCGGAGAAUGGGUCCUUGUGGUCCCGGAUCAAUAACGAGCUGGUGGUUGUGCGUGCCUUGCCCCAGGCGCUCGCACUCAGGAAAUGGACCAAGGCGAUGCGCAAACGGGCGGGUCUCGAUUAUCUUCUUCCCGCCCCGACGAAGCCGGAUUAUCUCGUCUUGGUGAACUCUUUCUUCGGUCUGGAAGUCCCAAAGGACCUCCCUCCGUUGGUUGCCGCCGUCGGGCCCAUCCUUGCAGAUGAAUAUCCGCCCCUGGACGACCUCCACCAGCGAUUCCUGGACCAGCACGCGAAGACCAUCUACGUCGCGCUGGGGACGCAUAUCAUUCUGCCGCAUGCGGAUGCUCGGAAAAUCAUGAACGGACUCAUCCAGGCGAUGGAAGCAGGGAUCAUCGACGGCGUGAUCUGGUCCGUGGGCAAGAGCGGACGGCAGCUCUUCGACGCAACAGACCAGUACACCAUCGACGGCCAAACAGUCCGCUUCGGCGACCUCCUGGACGGAAAACAUGACGACUGGCUGUUCCCCUUCUUCGCGCCCCAACGGUCGAUCCUGGACCACCCCCACGCACGAAUCUACUUCACCCACGGCGGCGGAUCAAGCGCCAACGAGGGCCUCUACCACGGCAAACCCAUGCUCGUCAUGCCCUUCUACUUCGACCAGAUCGGCAACGCGGCCAAACUAGCCGGCAGCGGCACAUCCGAGCUCCUGCACAAGUUCCGCUUCACGGCGGAGGAAGUCUACGCCAAGACCAAGUUGCUCAUGGAGGAUGGGGACGGGACCUACGCGCGCAAUGUACGACGCCUCCAGCGGAUCGCCCGCGUGGCGGCCAGGCGGAAGCAGCUGGGCGCGGACCUCAUCGAGGAGGUUUUGUAUGAUACGGAGCUGAGGGUGGUGGAUGGGAGGGAGACGCGGCCGAUGCAUCUGCAGACGGCCGAUAUGCGGAUGCCUGUUUACAAGGCGAAGAACUGGGAUCUGAUGGCUGUUUCGGGCUUGGUGAUGGGUUUCCUCGGAGGAGGGACUUAUUAUGCGGCGCGGUUAGCCUGGGUGCAUCGUCAAGCUAUUAGAACUUUUGUUGAUUCCCUGAUUCAACGGGUCUGUGGCUGA
This is a messenger RNA of Aspergillus thermomutatus, 1623 nucleotides long. Its product is annotated as glycosyltransferase family 1 protein. The record is from RefSeq and is a predicted model, not a curated record. Bases 1 to 1623 code for a protein of 540 amino acids. NCBI's taxonomy places the organism in Eukaryota, Fungi, Ascomycota, Eurotiomycetes, Eurotiales, Aspergillaceae. The transcript is spliced from 2 exons. Gene Ontology annotation, molecular function: UDP-glycosyltransferase activity.